AGCAUUAGAAAGUGGGGGGAGACAAAUGUAAUUUCAGUUUCAUCUGGCCCUGAGCCCUGUCACUGACCAGCCCAGUCCUCCAGCGCAGCAGCUCCUCACAGGAAGCCUACAUGAGCCAGGAAGCAGCAGCAGCCUGUAGCUGAGUCCUCGCAGAAGUUGUCAGUGUCAGUGUGUCAGCAUGGCCGGGGGCUCGGUGUCUGAGUGUAAGGAGUACCUGUUCAAAGUGCUGGUCAUCGGGGAGCUAGGCGUCGGGAAGACCAGCAUCAUCAAACGCUACGUGCACCAGCUUUUCUCGCAGCACUACAGGGCGACGAUCGGGGUCGACUUUGCGCUCAAAGUCAUCAACUGGGACAGCAAGACUCUGGUCAGGUUACAGCUGUGGGACAUCGCAGGUCAGGAACGAUUCGGGAACAUGACACGAGUGUACUACAAAGAGGCCGUGGGGGCAUUCGUGGUGUUCGAUGUGACGAGGGGCUCUACGUUUGAGGCGGUGUCUAAGUGGAAGCACGACCUGGACAGCAAGGUGAAGCUGGCUAAUGGCAACCCCAUCCCCUCAGUGCUUCUGGCCAAUAAAUGCGACCAGAAGAAAGACAGCUCCAACAGCACAGCCCUAAUGGACAAUUUCUGCAAAGAGACUGGCUUUCUGGGCUGGUUUGAAACCUCAGCCAAGGAAAACAUCAAUGUCGAUGAGGCAGCACGUUUCCUGGUAGAGAAUAUCUUGGCUAAUGACAAAGGUUUGCCAUAUGAGGAGAGCAAUGGAGACCGUAUCAAACUGGACCAGGAGGCAGUGGUUGCUGAGAGCAAGUCAGGCUGCUGUUGACACUUGAUCCAUUCAUAUUAGCCAUCCGCCUCCCUUUGGCAAGGUUCAACCCGGGCACCCAGCAUGUGGUUCUCAGCGCUCUACUGCAGCCUCUCUGAGGAAUAUGAAUUAGUGGGUCUUCAAAGCUCUGGGAUCUUCUCCUCUCUGCACUGAUGCCCGUUUGACCUGCACAUCCAAGUGUCUCGUAGUUCUCUUUUGAGAAUAGAAGCCCAAUUUUAUCUUGAUGUUGUCGCAACUGUUGUCACGGUCUCUAUCGGACUGUUUCCUUCUUUGUUUCACACACAGCGUCUUUAUUAUUGUGUUUGUCUCGCUGCUUAUUUUCCUGAUUGUGUAUUCCACCACCAACUAAACUAUGACCCCCACCCAGCUCUCCAUGCUGGGACCACACUGCCCCUCCUGUUGCCCUGACAACUUCUGAAGCCCUGGACUAUGCCAUGCCUGAGAGGAGGGUGCAAACUAAGCAGGAAUUUAAGAAACACAAGCUCAAAAACAACCUGUAACCUCUUAAUUUCUGCCACUUGGUCUUUUUUUUUAUCUCAGUAUCUUUGUCAUUUAACAUUUAUCUGUGAAACAAGACACUGUAUUGUUUUCAGAUGGAUGUCAAUGAUGGCACACUCAUAUUUGGGUUUCCAGCUGUUUUCUAGACUACUGUGUAAAAAGUAAGCAAACAGGCAUCACUCGUUGUUGUCAUGAACUGUUGUCUUAACGCCAUUUCUUCUCUGACGUUACAUGCCAUUAUACAGUUUUUGUUAUGUUAAUUAGCGGGUAUACUUUUUGUUAUUCACUCAAACAUGUACAGACACCACAAAGACGGACAAUACAGCAUUUCCAGAAAAAACUCUAACAACAAUACUACAUGAGACAUUGAGAAAUCUUUGUUUGAUUGUCCACCAGUACGAAAAUGUGGAUCUGAUCACAGUAUGUAUUUUCUCUUAAAUGUGUUGGGUCAUGCAUGAGGCAACUGGUGAGAUACAUGUAUAAAAACAGAAUCAGAUAGAGAAAUACACUCUCUUGUACAUUAAAGUGUUCAGAUGAAAUAUGAAGGAUUUUUUUUUUUUAAACUUGGAGUUGAGAUUAAGUUUACAUGUGAAAAUACUUUAAAUCUACAAGACCAAAAUAGAAUAAACAUUUUAACAGAUUUGUGUUGUCCACUAGUGUUUAGACUGGCUGAUCUAGUUUAUCUACUGCAUUUAUAUAUAACAUAACAAAACACUGGAGCAUUGGUUGGCCAACAUGCCCCAUAUUAUUCAUAACUCGAUCAAGUUAUGACCUUCUGAUAGACAAGCUAAGUCAAUGAAUAAAUGAGAUCUGCACCAUAUACUUAAAGAGACACAUUGCUGAUUUUCAACCAGUUUUGUGUCAUAAUAAUGUGGGUAGUAUAUGCAAAUGAACUAUGUUAAACUUCACUUUAGCUUACCAGCACCCAAAUCUCCCUGCUCGCUUGUCAGAGAAAAUCUGUCGGAUGAAGAAGGUACUGUUGCUCGAACCGCAUCCUGUGCUUCCUCAUUUUUGUGAAGGAGGUUAAAAAGAGGAGACAUUGUGGCGUCAUAUGACAUCAUAUCCUUAGGGUACAGCACAUGCACAGUAAAAUCUGGUCUACAGUUGCUGAAAGGUUCAAUACCUCGAGCACUAUAAUAGAGCAUAUGGACAUGGUUGAAUCGUUUGAUACGAAAAAUAAAGAUAUGGGGGAGAAUUAAAA
Molecule: messenger RNA, 2519 nt
Organism: Epinephelus fuscoguttatus (brown-marbled grouper)
Lineage: Eukaryota; Metazoa; Chordata; Actinopteri; Perciformes; Serranidae
Gene: rab32a
Product: RAB32a, member RAS oncogene family
Exons: 3
Coding region: 179-820 (213 amino acids)
Biological process (GO): vesicle-mediated transport
Cellular component (GO): trans-Golgi network; vesicle; Golgi apparatus
Molecular function (GO): GTP binding; GTPase activity
Source: RefSeq, a predicted model, not a curated record